AUGGCAAUUACAUCUUGUUCAAUAAGCAACACUACUUCUUCAUCCAAUGAAAUGUCUGAAGACUUUGAAGGUUUCGUAUCUACCCACAAGGCACUUAAAACUAUUUUCCUGCAAGCCUCCAACGAAUGUGAAUGGAAAUAA
Dentiscutata heterogama is the source of this 141-nucleotide messenger RNA. The record is from the annotation of a GenBank genome assembly. NCBI's taxonomy places the organism in Eukaryota, Fungi, Glomeromycota, Glomeromycetes, Diversisporales, Gigasporaceae.